This is a messenger RNA of Antrostomus carolinensis (chuck-will's-widow), 1296 nucleotides long. RefSeq names its product NHERF family PDZ scaffold protein 4 (gene NHERF4). Gene Ontology annotation, molecular function: signaling receptor binding; protein-membrane adaptor activity. Gene Ontology annotation, cellular component: apical plasma membrane. The transcript is spliced from 11 exons. The coding region runs from base 1 to 1296 and encodes 431 amino acids. Gene Ontology annotation, biological process: protein localization to plasma membrane. Lineage: Eukaryota; Metazoa; Chordata; Aves; Caprimulgiformes; Caprimulgidae. The record is from RefSeq and is a predicted model, not a curated record.
AUGGAGAUGCCUAGUGGUCGGGUGCUACCAAAGCUGUCAAAGGUGCUGGGGCUUGAUGGUGACAAGAAAUCCAUCAUAAAAUUUGAAUUUAACCCCAAAGAUGGGAUCGACAACCCUGCCUUGUCACUAGCUGAGGACACAGCUGCUGACGGUGUGGGAGAACCCCGCUUCUACCUCCUGAGCAAGGGCAGCACGGAGACCUUUGGCUUCUGCCUUCACGAGGAGCUGGGCUGCCAUGGCCACAUCAUCCGGCAGAUUGAGCUGGGGGGGCUGGCCCAGCGCAGGGGGCUGCAGGACGGGGACCGGCUCCUCCAAGUCAAUGGCCACUUUGUGGACCACAUGGACCACCACAGGGUGGUGCAGAAGAUCAAGGCCAGUGGGAACCAAGUCCUACUGGCAGUGCUGGACAGCAGCUCCUAUGAAGCAGCCAAAGCCCUGGGCAAGGACCUGUCCCAGAUGCUGCCAGCUGACAUUCGCCCACGCCUCUGCCACAUCACACGGGACAAAAGUGGUUUUGGCUUCAGCGUGUCGAGUCCGGAAGGCGUGAAGGGCACCUUCCAGCUGUCGGUGUGGCAGGAUGGGCCAGCGGAGAGAGCAGGCGUGCCACCAGGAUCCUGGCUCUUGGAGCUGAAUGGGGCCAGCGUGAAGAACUACUCACACACACAGCUCGCCAGGAAGCUUAAGCAGAGUGGCAGCAAGGUGACACUGCUGGUGGCAUCCAGUGCUGUGGAGGAGUUUUACCGCCUGCGGGGCCUGCGGAUCACAGCUGCCUUGGCGGACACCUCCUGGCUCCCCUUCAAGGUCCGGGAGCUGCACAUGGUGAAGGGUCCAGCUGGCUAUGGGUUUCUGCUCAAGGAGGAUGACUGCAGCUCAGGGGUCACAGGCCAGUUCCUAUGGGACGUGGAUGCGGGGCUGCCGGCCGAGCAGGCAGGGAUGAAGGAAGGGGACCGUCUCCUGGCUGUGAAUGGUGAAAGCAUCGAGGGACUGGACCACCAGCAGACGGUACUCAGGAUCCGUGCCCGUGAUGACCAGGUGACACUGCUGGUCAUCGACCCUGCUGGUGAUCAAUUCUACCAGUCGAUUGGGCUGUCCCCUCUGCUGUUCUUUGAGGACAGUGACCCUGCCUCAGGCUCCCGCACACCCUCCCUGCCCUCUCCCAGUGGCUCCCCUGGACUCUGUCACAUUGAGGUGGGACCAAAGGGACCUGGCUCCUGGCUGUUGGCUGCUGCCAACAGUAUAGGGAUCACACAGAGCCCGUGCCAGGAGGAGCAGAGGAGGCUGCACCAGACGUUCUAG